Molecule: messenger RNA, 2041 nt
Organism: Thlaspi arvense
Lineage: Eukaryota; Viridiplantae; Streptophyta; Magnoliopsida; Brassicales; Brassicaceae
Source: the annotation of a GenBank genome assembly
UUCAUCCGUAGGUAACUUCAUCGAGGAGCAUCAUCAGGGUUUUUAACUUGUCGGGUCCAAUGUGAGACAAAGAGUAUGUGUAACCAGUUGUAAUGACUGUGGCUGAACCACAGAUGGAGCUCAAUCAAGAAAGUGAACAAUACAAUGCGGAGAAGUUAUCGCCAAAGAAAGAGCAGAGUCCUGGAGGAGGACGUGAAGAAUGUGGUCUCACCAGUGCUAAUACGAGUGAUGAAACUUUGACUUCAGUUUCCGGUGGUGAGGAAUUGGACGUUGAUGUAGUUGAAUCUGAUGACAACAACAUAUCCGCCGCGGAGGAGGAUCCAAACGCUACUGAAUACUCAAGCUCGUUUUCCGACACUGCAUCCUCAGAUGCUGACAUGUUGUUUAACGGACUGAACGAAGAAGCAGAGGUCGAGUCUCAUUACUGGGAUGAAACCGACUUAGGACCUGCUUAUGAUUCUUUUAGCAGCAUUUUUCAUUUUAGGAAGAAAAGGCUAACAAAUCACUGGAAGAGCUUUAUCCGGCCACUGAUGUGGCGAUCCAAGUGGGUUGAGUUACGAAUUAGGGAGUUAGAGUCUCGGGCAUUAGAAUAUCCGAAGGAGCUUGAAACAUAUGAUCAAGAAAAGCUUGGAGCUAAUAUUGAUCCAUCUGUGCUGGAAACUUGUGGCGAAGGGAUAAAGUCGUUGCCUUUCUCCAAUCCGUCUUACAGGAAAAGAGCAGCAAAGAGGAGAAGAAAGCGUAAGAAGGUUGAGAGCACAGAUGAUAUAACUUCGUAUAUGUCCCAUCAUAACCUCUUUUCUUAUAUUGAGACAAAGAGGUUGAGCUCAGAUGGAAUGGCAAUGGCUGAUGAUUUUGGUGCUGCGAAAGAUCCACGGAUUGAUUCAAACAACCGAGUAGAUUUAGAUGACGAUGACUCACUUUUCGAUCACCGAGAAGGAGAUAGUGUCUUAGAAGAGGUCCUCUGGAAAAUCGAGCUGGUGCAUUCGCAGGUUCAUAGAUUGAAAACCCAAGUUGAUGUUGUGAUGUCUAAGAACGCAGCAAGAUUCUCUUCCUCAGAGAAUCUGAGCCUUCUUGCUGCUAGUUCUGCGCCUAGCCCGACGGUUUCCGCCGGAGGAGGAGAUGUGAUCUCCAUGGGAGCUAUUUACAACGCUUCUCAGCACAUGGCAGACUAUGUUCUCGGAGACUUAGUUUUCGCAUCGGAAGGAGUGAUUUCGAGCUACGGGGAUGCGUUUCAUAUUCCUGACAUCAUCGAAAGUACUGUUGGUCUUUUCGCCGAUGCAGAUGUCACAUUACAUCAUCCUCAAAUUGGAGAUUCUUGUGAAGAUAUUUUGGAUAAUAUCUUGAUUCGAAAUGGCGUGGCUGAAGAGAUGAAUGCUGAUUUGAUGGAAACUAGUUGCCAUGAAGAAGCUGGGAAAGCAGAGGAAGGUGAAGGAACAAGCAUGGCACCAUUGCAACAAACAGAACAAGAUCACCAAGAAGAUAAAUCUUUGGUACUACUAAGCCGUGAAGAUUCGGUUCUGAGAUCAUGUUUAGCUUCUGAGAUGCUUGUUGUUCCUAGGAACAAAAGGACAAGAGGUGGAGAACGUAAAGCGAGUUCCUGGUGCAAGAAACAUCUCAGCGAUCCUGAAAGCCAGUGAUUGAUGAAGAAAACUCCGUAAGCUUUUAAUGAACAGAGUCUUUCCUCGAAAUCAAUUACACAGGAAGGUCUCUGGUAAUGCAUCACAGUGGUUAUGCUUGGUUACUUUCAGCAGCAAGUGUCCGAGGAAAUGCAUCUUUGAAUUUUCCCCUAAAUGACGAUAACUCUUUCUGCUUCAGUUCCUUGUUUCUGAAGGUUUCUUUAGUCUUUUCUUUUUCCUUCUCCUGCAGGUUAUGUUUUACAGAACAUGUAGCUUUUUUUCCUAUCAUUUUCUUCUUUAGUUCCUUGUUCUGUUUUGUGAUGUUGAUGAAAAGUUAGAGAGAAGACACAAACUGUGUAUAAUAAAGGUUUUAGAUUGUAGUUCUGUUACAAUUUAUGAAAACUCAGUUCUUUACUGAAAAAAAU